AUGCAGCGCUGGGCCAGUGGGAGUGGCGCCGUCUGCCUGCGUCUGCCUGCGGUUUGUGCUCUGGCGAGGGCGCGGGUGCUGUGCUGGAUGCGACUAUGGCUAUGGUCGGGCAGGGCUGGACGGGGAGAAUUGAGUGGAGGGCAGGCCGGGCUUUCUAUAUGUCUAUGCCUGUAUUUUUAUACACGCUGCGCCGUCCCAGCGACCAACGGCGUCUCGCUUAAUGUCCCUAAUGCUUCGCUAGCGCGCAAUAAGCGGGGCCACGUCCCCCAUUGCUGGAGCCCUGUCCAGCCUCUAGCGCAUCAGUUGCCAGUGAGUGACCGCAUACAAUGUACUCUCAUACCUGUACCUCAGCGCUUUGAUGGACGCAUCAUGGAUGUACCUGUUGCUGCGUCUGAGGCGCGCUGCAGUACUUGCAUCCUGUCUUUGUUCUUACCACCUAUGUACCAGGUCGUAACAGCAGUACAGAAGCAACAGCAGGGUACCUAAUUCUGUCCUCGCGGAAUCUUGCUUCUUUUCUUCUUCUUU
Trichoderma harzianum CBS 226.95 is the source of this 525-nucleotide messenger RNA. RefSeq lists its product as hypothetical. NCBI's taxonomy places the organism in Eukaryota, Fungi, Ascomycota, Sordariomycetes, Hypocreales, Hypocreaceae. The coding region runs from base 1 to 486 and encodes 161 amino acids. The record is from RefSeq and is a predicted model, not a curated record. The transcript has a single exon.